Molecule: messenger RNA, 2510 nt
Organism: Oncorhynchus nerka (sockeye salmon)
Lineage: Eukaryota; Metazoa; Chordata; Actinopteri; Salmoniformes; Salmonidae
Product: fibrinogen silencer-binding protein-like
Exons: 2
Coding region: 1106-2071 (321 amino acids)
Source: RefSeq, a predicted model, not a curated record
UCCUUGAAACCAAGAUCAUGUAUAUGCUGCUUUAGAAAGGAAAUGCAGCAAACUGAUAUCGCCUUUCUAAGGUGAGCGACAUUUAGUCUAUCCAUUUAGGACUGGCAGGGAUUUAUUUGAUGCUUGGGCUUCAGGGAAACAAACACACACUGAAUGAAGCCUAGCCAACUGUAACAAGCCUAUGUUUUAAUGACAGCAGGUCCAGCAUUAUGCAAAUGAGCGUGGGUAGUGCAGCGGCAGCGCGAGGCAGAUUAGAGCUGUGCCUGGGAUCAGUGAGCACACGCGCUCUGUCCCCCUCCCUCUCAGAGCAACUAGUGCCUCUGUCUGUCUCUCCUUUCUCCGCUUUUCCUCUCUCUUUAGCUUUUCACUAGUUUUCCCUCAUUCUGUUGUUCCCGUCGGCGGAUGAUUCGUGUGUCUCUCUUUGAGAAGCAGCUCUGAUUUUCCUUUGUGUAAAAAAUAAAAUCGCGCAUUCGCACGGACUCGCGCUGCGCGCACACCUCUCCGGUUAAACCAGCGCCGUUUCCUCUUUUAUAGUUAAACGGAAAUAAGAAUAAAGAAAAUGCAUCUUUACAAUUUCCAUGUAAGCACACACAUUCACCCCAUAUGUUAGUAUUUGGUGUAUAGCAGUUAGAACGAGCGCUGGUUUGAGGUUUAGAGAGACCGGGCUGUAAGUAGGUCGGGCUGGGUUUAAGCGGCUUUAGCCUGCGUCAGCCUAAGCUGGGAGGAAUUCACCCAAAGCCCUCCGCGGUAGGCGGGGGCCUAAACGAGGCUGGCCUAGUUAAGCCUGAUUCUUAUUGUUGCCCGUGUGUGUUGUGUAACACAGAGCAGAGAAGACCUCGGAUGAGAGAGAGUACAUGCAGUUAGACAGAGACUGUUUGAUUGAGAACCCAUGAAGGGGGAGAAAGAAGAGGGACAAGGAAGAGAGUGAGUGAGAGUUAAACCAGUAUUAGCCUGAGCCUCAUCACAGAACAGAAAGAAAGGGGAGGUAGAGAACCAGACCAAAUCUCAAAAGAAGGAGAGGAAAAGAAGCGAGAUAUUGUGUUGAGUUAGUGCUGGUGUCUAGGCCUGGCUCGGUCCAUUCUGGUUCCUUGGGCUAUGUUCUAAGAUGGCGUCUGGGUCCGUCUACAUGUCGUCCAGUAUGGUGGGUAAGGCUCGCUCCUCCAACUUCACCCUGUCUGAGAAACUGGACCUGCUGAAGCUGGUCCGCCCACAUAUUCUCAUCCUGGAGGAGCACACCAACAAGCACGCUGUCAUCGUGGACAAGAACAAGUGCUGGGACACAGUGUCUGAUCAGUACAACGUCCUGGGGGGGGACAGGCCCCCCCGCACUGCCCAGGGCCUACGCACCCUCUACAAGAGGCUGAAGGAGUCGGCCAAACAGGAAGUGAUGCAACGGAGACACGCCCAGCCAGAGUACAGAGGAAGUAUAUCUGAACCAACCAGGAGAGUGAUGGAGAUGAUACCUCACCUUUUCCGUCACGGAGCUAUUCACCAUGAUAAAGACCCAGCGACGAUGCACAGGGUGAUGUAUAAGCAUGACUCUCCCAUGGAGCAACCUGGCAGCAGCUCCUCCCUCCCAGACUACCCAUCAAACCCCGUCACCCACCACCUGGACCAGGAUGUGGUCAGGCUGGACCAGGACGUGGACGUGAAGCCUCCGCCAGACCUGACCAUCGUCUCCACGCGUGUGGGGGUGGUGCUAGGAGGAGAGGGGGCGGAGGAGGAAGAUGAGGACUUGGGCAGUGUCCAUGGUUAUGACGGCUCCCUCUCUCCCUGCCCAUCCUCUGUCGUCCUGCCCCUCUCCACCUCACCCGUUCCACUGCAACGUGACCUUUACCCUCAUGACCACUACCCCCGCUGUGACCCUGACAGGCUCCGUCCCCUUCAGCUGGCCAUGGAGGAGCACGAGCAGGUCAUGACCAAUCACAGAAAGAUGGGCGUAUACCUGGAGGAGAAGAGGGAGGGGCUAAAGAGGAAGCAGGAACUGGAGGAGGAGCUUCUGAGAGCAAAAAUCAAAGUAGAGAAACUGAGGGCAGCCAGGCUGAGACAUGGACUACCACUGCCCCUAUAACUAACACACCCAUGGCCUGACUGAACUGACCAUAUGGAACUCAGGAGGAUGCUCAAAUCAAAUCAAAUUUUAUUUGUCACAUACACAUGGUUAGCAGAUGUUAAUGCGAGUGUAGCGAAAUGCUUGUGCUUCUAGUUCCGACAAUGCAGUGAUAACCAACAAGUAAUCUAACUAACAAUUCCAAAACUACUGUCUUAUACACAGUGUAAGGGGAUAAGGAAUAUGUACAUAAGGAUGCUCUGAACUGUUUCUAUGUCUGUGUUUAGCGUGUGGAAGAGGGGUUUGGCCUGAGAAAUCAUGUUUGUGUGAUGAACAGUGAGUUUGAGGGAGGAUUUAAAGUUCCAAUGCAGCCUUCUCAAUCUCAAAUCAUUUCUGGGUAAAAAUGAAUUACAUUACUGUGAUUGUUUUCUAUUAAAAUGCUCAAAAAGAGACAAAAAUA